GUUAGAUUUGUGAUGUGCCUGCUUGUCGUAAGAGGAAGGGGUGCUAAAUGAUUGAUUGAUCAAUGACAAGCUUAGCUUCUCAACCCCUAUGUCUCUUUCCUUUGGAGACAUGGGUUGUCAAUGAGUUCAAAGUUAACUAGCCACCAUGAUGGCCGGCAUGCCAAACGGCUCACACCUUAAGGCAUGACAUGAUACCCUCGUGAUAAAGCAUGACUUGAGUAGCUAGUCAUGGCAUUGAUGAUAUAUUGGGAAAGAAUAGUGGAGGCAGUGAUUGAUUUUGGCCUGUUAAUUUUCAAGGCCAAUGCUAACCAAGGUUGAAUAAGGUGUAGGGGUAGUUUACUAUGUUUUGGUUUUUAUUAAUAAAACCAGCGAGCAUUUUUUUUAGUGGUGUAGUUCACGUUAACUACUUAGUCCAUAGUCCUUAUGUACUAAGUAGUUGGGGGCAUUUGUUUACCACGAAAAAAUCACUCAAUACCACAUUGAUUAUUUUCAAGGAGUGACAGUGAUUUAUAAGGACAACUUAACCAUAUCAAUUAAAUUGGUUUAAACUGGGCCUAAAUGAUGAUAUUUUGGGUUUCAUACCAGCUACCUCAACACACACCACUUGACCCACCAAACACCCACCUCUCAUCCCAGAGGGGUUAAGUGUCAAGCGUUGACACCCUUCAACAUCAACCACCCAAAUCGGCAUGAUGUGGGCAAAAUUUGGCUAAGUAUGGAGACCCACCACAAGGGGGGUCAAGCAUGGCAUCAUCCCAGGAGGGUCAAGCAUGCUGUCAUGCAAGGGGGGUCAAGCACCAAGUACCAUGGUCGUCAACCUACCUUGCACCCUGGUAUCAAGCAUGAUGCCAUGCAAGGAGGGUGAUAUCAACUACCUCUAGACGAGGUAAGGGAAGAAGGCGAAAUUUGGCUAAGUGUUGAGACCCAAGCACAAGGGGGUUCAUGCAUGACAUCAUCCAAGGGAGGUCAAGCAUGACAUCAUCCAAGGGGGAUCAAGCACGAUGUCAUGCAAGUGGGGUCAAACACUAUGUCGUCUACCUACCUUGUGCUAGGGUGUUAAGCAUGAUGUCGUGCAAGGAGAGCUAUCACCAGUACCCCUAUACAAGGGAAACGUGAAUGCCUCUAGGAUGUGGCGACAAAGGAGUAGAAAUUUGUCUAAGUGUUGAGACCCAAGCAUAAGGGGGUCAAGCAUGACAUCAUCCCAGGGGGGGUCAAGCAUGAUGUCAUGCAAGUGGGGUCAAGCACUAUGUCGUCUACCUAUCACAAGUACCCCUAGACGUGGUAGUGACAUCUCACCGCUCACUUUGCCUACAGUCACACUGGGGAUGAGAUUCAAUUAAGUAUGGAGUUUUCUCUCGACCACCUCCCAUGUACUACAGUACAAGGGGGGGGGGGGGGGUCAAGCAUGACAUAGUCCAAGGGGGUCAAGCACUAGGUACCAUGAGAGCCAACCACAAGGGGGUCAAGCAUGAUGUCAUGCAAACAGGUCAAGCACGCGUAUCACCAACGCAUCAAACAUCAAGAUGAAGCCAAACAAGACACCUCCAUGGCACAAGGGCUAGCUAUCAAGUUAAGUCAUCAAGGUGCAAGGUAUCAAGUGGCAAACAUGCAAGACAGUCAUGGGAUCAAGCAAGCAACGUCAAGCACCAAGUAGAGCAGCAGUUACCAAGAGGCGGUUACAAGUAAUGGCUAUAAAUAGGGGAAACAAAGACGAAUCAAGGGUUCCAUAACCAACCAUUUGACACCCAAUGUCGAACUUUAUCCUUUUCUCUGCAAUGUAGCUUUAGCCGUAGUUGGAGCUCUCACUGAACCUCCAUAGCAGUAGGAGUAACGUAACUUAGUUUUAUCAGCCAUCAAAAUCAUCAAAUACCCUAGUUCGAACAUUGUUCGGAGAGGAUUGAACCGUGUAAUUAUCGUUGUUCAAGAAGUCAAAGGUGCAUUCAUUGUGUUCAAACACCAGUUUUUCCUCGCCGGAAAACAGCUACACACAUCGCUUAUUGUCAGUGACGAUAUUUUCAUGCAUGAAAAAUAACUUGGCAAUUAGAAACAUGUUUAUCGCCGGAAGGGGUACAGAAGCAUCUGUUGUGCAGUACAGAAACAUCCACCUUAGAACACAUCUACGCUUGGGCAGUACAACAAUCAACACUUGUUCAUCUACAUUUUUAUUAUAGUUGUUGGUAAACGGUAUAGGAUACAUAAUUAAACCUCCCCAAACAACUCGAGUUAUUGGAAUUAACUGGUUCUUGACAUGGUAUCAAAGUCUUUUGUGAUCGACGAGUCUCCGGUUCGAAUCCUGGUAACCUCUGAUUUGUAAAGCACAUGUAUUGUGCAAACUCAAAACCUAUUUAAGUGGCUUGAGUUUGAGGGGGCGUGUUGGUAAACAGUAUAUGAUCAUAAUUGAACCUCUCGAAAAACUAUGUACCAGUACCGCUACUCGAUGUAACAAAUUGAUCUUUGCCAUUUUUCUCUUUUGAUAUCACAGUUCACAACUAGCUUGAUAUAGGCCGAUUCUCUCUUGUUUGUUUUCUAAUAUUUAGAAGAAAAUCAUAUCAUAAUAUUUUGGGUGGGUCUAUGGUGCCUUGCAUGUCACCGUAACUUGCACUUUCGGUCAACCUCAGUUAGGAUUAGGUCGACCUAAUCUGUUGUUUCAGUAUGGGAACGUGUUUGGGAACCUAAUCAAAAGGUUAUGCCAAAACUGGGAAACUGCUUGAAAAUGGCUAAGUCUGGGAAUGUGUUUGUGAAGUCUACUUUGGAGCUCAAUUUGAGAAACAUGGAUGAGAGUCGAGUCCAGGGGCCUCUACAAAAUGAAAUUAGGUAUGAUUUUCUACAAAGGCAAGGCAUUGGAUGAAAGAUUGGAUAUAUGGAAGGCUUCAAACAAAAGGCUUGAAGUUGUUAUGAAGUAAGCUACCUUCUAGCACAAGCAAGCUGCCAGAAAAACAGCUUCGAGCCUUUUGUUUGAAGCCUUCCAGAUAUCCAAUAUUUCAUCCAAUGUCUUGCCUUUGUAGAAAAACAUACAUACUUUCAUUUGGUAGAGGCCCCCUGGACUCGACUCUCAUCCAUGCUUCUCAAAUUGAGAUCCAAAGUAGGCUUCACAAACAGGUUCACAGACUUUGCCAUUUUGAGGUAGUUUCCCAGUUUUGGCAUAGCCUUUUUAUAUGGUUCAUAAAUUGGUCUUCUGGACUUAUUAUUUGAUCUCUCGAGCACUUCAAUGUGUAGAGGGACACUCCAGCUUCAAAACAAGCUAUUAAUCUCCAAUUUCCAUUGAGCCAAUUGUAAGAUAUGAAUCUCCAAAGUAGGCACCAUGAAACUAUUUUUACACUGAAACAACAGAUUAGGUCGACCUAAUCCUAACUGAGAUCGACCUAAUCCUAACUGAGGUCGACCGAAAAGUGCAAGUUACGGUGACUUGCAAAUCAUCGUAGCAAAGGCCUAAUAUUUAUAGGGGUUGUUUUCAGAAUAAUAAUAUAUAGGGGUUUAAUUUGGUUUUAUAAUAAUUUCAGAAUAUUUUAAAUUUGGCAUAAUGAAAUUGUAAUCCAAUUGACAAAUGAUUUUUUUAUGAUGCUUAUUUUUUUUUUCCAAAACAAUACUUGUAUUAAUCAAGACAAUCAAGUUACAUUGAUCCAACUUCCGACCAAACCUAGGACCGAAAUCAAACCCAUUACACUCUCUAGGAAACAAAGAAAGGGUCUUCCUAGCCAUCAAAUGGACUAACCUAUUACUCUGUCUAUCUACAAAUCAAACCUUAGACCCAUGAGUGACUUUAAAGAGCUCACGAACUUCAUCCAGGAUUACUCCACCACACACAUCCAUUGUAUUGCCUGAAUUUACCUUGUUGGUCACCACCUUAGCGUAUCCAUUAAUGAUGACAUGUUGCAGACCCCUUUGCCUACACCAAAUGAAUGUAUCCCGAAGAGUGAAAAGUUCCACUAGCAUAGGAUCAAGCAAAUCAUCAUAAAUCACGCCAUGAGUCAUCAUGUAGAACAAAAUCUCCUAUGCGUGAUAAUCUGCACACACUGCUCCAUCAAAGGAACAUCUUUUGACCCCUCCCCUUCAGACGCAUGGCUUGCCAAACUUAUAGCUUCAGCUACAACCCGAUUUUCCCCCAACCUAUUAGGCAAACCUUCCCAUUCCUGGACUUGAUAUUCAAAUUGGGUUUUCAAUAUGCUAAGUAGGGUUUGUUGUCCUUGCAAAGCCACCAGAUUUCUAGCUUUCCAGAUCCUCCAGAGCACACAAAGAAUACAUACAAGUCUAGGACCUUGGCCCAAAGCCAACAAUACCGUACUAAUUGAGCUCUCCAGUUAUGCCAAGUGGUAUCAGAACCUGGCUCGGGUCCAUGAUGGUGGACGUUAGUUUGGUGGGGAUCCUCAUUCGGUGGCUUUGGGAUUUGAGAUUUGCAUCGGGUUUGGUGGAUCCAGGAGAGAUCCACGUUUGGGUUUGGCGAAUCAAGGGAGGUCCGCGUCUGUCUAGUGGAUCUAGGAGAGAUCCACGUUUGUUUGACGGAUCAAGAAAAUCGCCGAGGAGAGGACACGAAGUUGGUGGUCCUUGUCUUGAGGGGACGAUUGUUAUGAGGACAAUCCAAGUACCACAUCAGUAAUACAAGGGAAGGAACCCUUGUAUAUUAGUGUCCACUUAGCACAUUAGUACGAGGCCUUUUGGGGAGGACACCCAAGAGUAAAUCCGUGCGGGCUUGGCCCAAAGCAGACAAUAUCGUACUAAUAGAGCAGCCUGAUUUGUGACAAGUGGUAUCAAAACCUGGUUCGGGUCCACGGAGGUGGACGUCAGUUUGGUGGAACCCCUCAUUUGUGGACCUCAGGAUUUGAGAUCUGCAUCUAGUUUGGUGGAUCCACGAUAGAUCCAUGUUUGGGCUAUGUCUGGUUUGGCGAGUCGAAGGUGAUUUGCGUUUGUUUGGUGGAUCCAGGAGAGAUCUACGUUUGGGCUUGGAGGAUCAAAGAGAUUUACGCAUUUAGAAAGCGGAUCAAAGAGAGUUCUGCGUUUGGAAAAAUCCUUGUAUCGAGAAGCCCAUCGAUACAAGGUGUCUGGCGGAUCAAGAUAAUCGCUGAGGUGAUUACACGAAGUUCGUGGUCCUUGUCUUGAAAGGAGGAUUGUUAUGGGACAAUCCAAGUACCACAUCGGAAAUACAAGGGAAGGAACCCUUGUAUAUUAGUGUCCACCAAGCUCAUUAGUAAGAGGCCUUUUGAGGAAGGAUACCCAAGAGUAAAACCGUGCGGGCUUGGCCCAAAGCGAACAAUAUCGUACUAAUUGAGCUCCCCAGUUAUAACAAGUGGUAUCAGAGCCUGGUUCGGCGGAUCCGGGGUGGUGGACGUCAGUUUGGUAAGACUCUCAUUCGGUGACCUCGGGGUUUGAGAUCUGCGUGUGUCUGGUGAGUCAAAGGUGAUUCGCGUAUAUUUAGUGGAUCCAGGAGAGAUUUGCGUUUGAUUUGGCAGAUGAAAGAGAGUUAUGCGUUAGGAAAAAUCCUUGUAUCGAGAAUCCCAUCGAUACAAGGUGUAUGGCGGAUCAAGAUAAUCAGUGAGGAGAGGACACGAAGUUCGUGGUCCUUGGAUUGAGGGGAGGAUUGUUAUGAGACAAUCAAAGUACCACAACGGAAAUAAAAGGGAAAGAACCCUUGUAUGUUAUUGUCCACCAAACUCAUUCCACUUGUUAUAACCUGGCCGCUCAAUUAGUAUAAUAUUGUCCGCUUUGGGCCAAAAUGACGUCCACCGCCCCGCACCGAACCAGGCUCCGAUACCACUUGUCACAAAUCGGGCUACUCCAUUAGUACGAUAUUGUCUGCUUUGGGCCAAACCCACACGGUUUUACUCUUGGGGUGUCCUCCACAAAGGCCUCGUACUAAUGAGCUUGGUGGGCACUUAUAUAUAAGGGUUCCUUCCCUUGUAUUUCCGAUUUGGUACUUGGAUUGUCCCAUAACAAGAAGUUCAUCAUUGGUGGAAUUUGCAAACUUCUGAUCUUGAUCCAAAACUGCCGAUCUAUCGUACUACACUCAGCUUACAAUCUCAUGCUCCCAGAUGCGAAAGUCUGUCCCCCAACCUAUACCCUGAUUUCAUGUUAGAUUCCCAAUCUUCUCUCCAGACCAGUCUAUCAAGUUUCGGCUCCCACGGUAAAGGAAUUGCUAACAUAUGUAGCUAGAGUCGUCUUCGGGGAGAAAGCCGAAUGUAGGAAAUCUAGUCACCAUCUUCCCUUAUCACGAUCAAUCAUUUGAUCCACUAUUUUUGUACCCACCAGUUGUACCCUAGGAAUCGUUUCAGGCUUUUCUCGAUACAACAAUGGGAUCCAUCCUGUGGAAUCAAUCAAAAUUUCUCCCCCGAACCAAUUUGCCAUCCCAUGCCUUGUAUUAGUCGGGCACGACCAUGUAGGAGCCCGUGCCACCCCCCAAGACAGUCGUGACCUAGGUUGUGUAGUCCAUAUUGAACCAUUAGGGAAAUAUUUCCCUUUAUAAAUCUGUAGCCUAGAC
Molecule: messenger RNA, 6469 nt
Organism: Linum trigynum
Lineage: Eukaryota; Viridiplantae; Streptophyta; Magnoliopsida; Malpighiales; Linaceae
Source: the annotation of a GenBank genome assembly